Meloidogyne enterolobii is the source of this 690-nucleotide messenger RNA. The record is from the annotation of a GenBank genome assembly. NCBI's taxonomy places the organism in Eukaryota, Metazoa, Nematoda, Chromadorea, Rhabditida, Meloidogynidae.
AUGCGUUUACUCAAUUGGAUGGUCAACAACUUUACUGUAAAUAAUAAAAAGAAAAAAUCCUCCCAAAAUCAACAAAUUUAUGACAACAAUACUUCAAACUUUCUCCAUUCUUCCCUCUUCCUUAUUGCUCAAAAACAACAUGGGGUAAUUAACGAACAUCCUCCAACUAAGCAAAAACACCCUUGGGAGACUACAAAGCGUUUUAUGCGAUUUCCAUUGAAUUUAAUGGCAAAUAAAGGGCGUUUAAGAAAAUUGUCCGCAUCUUCCUCCUCUUCCUCCUUUUCUGAAGAAGUUUGGCUUAGAAUGCGAACAAAUAAUGACCAAAAAAACAUUGAAAAUACCCCACAAAAACAACGUUCAGUUGAAAAUCGUCGCUUUACAGAAUCCCCAAAAGCGUUGAGACGAAGUUUUCGUCGAGUUCGACAACGUGGAGGAUCUGUACAUUUUACUAAAAUUAAAUCUGAAGAAGAAGGAAAAAGAAUUGUUAGGCCAAACAGUCUUAACUUAAAAUUAAAUGGAAAUUGUGCGGAGGGAAGGAAUUAUUCAAUUAAGAAUGAACGAGAAAACAUUGACGAAGAACAGAAAAUAGAAAAAGGUAAACAGAAACUUGACCCAAAGUCAGAAUUAACAACCUCCGCUAUUCUGAAAAAUUGUUACUUUGGUGUAGUGGGAAAAUUUUUGGUUCUGUAA